GGAAGUGACGUCGCGGAUCACGUGGGGCAGUGACGUUCCCGAGCUCGUUUCCGGCCUCUCUCUGCCCUCAGCACCGGUCGCCGCUUCUCCCGUCUCCUGCUCCGGUCCCCGCUGCCUCCGCCAUGGCCAACGUCGUCGACACCAAGCUGUAUGACCUGCUGGGGGUGCCCGCGGGCGCCAGCGAGAACGAGCUGAAGAAGGCGUACCGCAAGCUGGCAAAGGAAUACCACCCGGAUAAGAACCCAAAUGCCGGAGAUAAGUUCAAAGAGAUCAGCUUCGCCUACGAAGUCCUGUCCAAUCCAGAGAAGCGCGAGCUGUACGACCGCUACGGAGAACAGGGCCUGCGGGAAGGAAGUGGCGGCAGCGGCAUGGAUGACAUAUUUUCGCACAUCUUCGGCGGGGGCCUGUUCGGGUUCAUGGGCGGACAAAGUCGAAGUCGUAACGGCAGACGGAGAGGAGAGGACAUGAUGCACCCACUGAAGGUAUCUUUAGAAGACUUGUACAAUGGAAAGACCACAAAACUUCAGCUAAGCAAGAAUGUGUUGUGUAGUUCCUGUAAUGGACAAGGCGGUAAGAGCGGCGCAGUUCAGAAAUGUACAGCUUGCAGAGGCCGGGGCAUGCGUAUAAUGAUCAGACAGCUGGCACCGGGGAUGGUGCAGCAGAUGCAGUCUGUCUGCUCCGACUGCAGCGGGGAAGGCGAAGUGAUUAAUGAAAAAGAUCGCUGUAAAAAAUGCGAAGGCAAAAAAGUUAUCAAAGAGGUCAAAAUUCUGGAGGUUCACGUGGACAAAGGCAUGAAGCACGGCCAGAGAAUCACAUUUGCUGGAGAAGCAGACCAGGCCCCAGGCGUGGAACCCGGAGACAUUGUUCUGGUGCUCCAGGAGAAAGAGAACGAGACCUUUCAGAGGGAAGGCAAUGAUCUGCACAUGACGCACAAGAUCGGGCUGGUUGAAGCCUUGUGCGGAUUUCAGUUCACUUUCAAGCACCUCGAUGGGCGUCAGAUUGUCGUGAAAUACCCCCCAGGAAAAGUCAUUGAGCCAGGCUCCGUACGCGUCGUCCGAGGCGAGGGCAUGCCGCAGUAUCGCAAUCCCUUUGAGAAAGGCGACCUCUUCAUUAAGUUUGAUGUCCAGUUUCCAGAAAACAAUUGGAUUAAUCCAGAAAAACUCACGGAACUUGAAGACCUUCUCCCAGCCAGACCAGAAACCUCCACACCCAGUGGUGAGACAGAGGAGGUAGACCUUCAAGAAUUUGACAGCACUCGCGGCUCUGCAGGAGGCCAAAGACGCGAGGCCUACAACGACAGCUCGGACGACGAGAGCAGCCAUCACGGUCCGGGCGUACAGUGUGCGCACCAGUAACCAUUUGUAAACCAAGUUGCACAAAAAAAAAGGAUAUUUUUCUUUUGAAUAAUUAUUUUGUUUUUUUUUUAUUAUUUUCUUUUCCUUUUUUCUUUUUUUUUUUUUUGCCUGUUUUUGUUUGUGACCCAGACAAAUCGCCCGGAUUGAUCUGAUGGACAUCUCUGUUGCUGUACGCGUAACUUUUAAAUUGGUUCUAUAGUAUUUACAGAGUGUAUAAUUUAAACUGUAAACUAACCACAAAGCUUACAUCCAGUUCUGACUGAUUAUAGCGAUAAUAAAACACUGAAAAGAAAGACGAGACGUUAGUUUUCCGCUCCUUGUACCAAACGCUUGGUCUUUACCAGUCUGUGUAGAUUUUACGUCUUCUAUUUUAAGUUGAUAAAUGUAAAGAAAUGUGUUAUGUCCCGGAGCUGUGUAUUUGGCUGCACUUACAUGAGCUGCUACUUAUAGAAUAAACAAUUUAAUGGCCUGUA
Pseudophryne corroboree (corroboree frog) is the source of this 1828-nucleotide messenger RNA. It is a transcript of the gene DNAJA2, whose product is annotated as DnaJ heat shock protein family (Hsp40) member A2. Lineage: Eukaryota; Metazoa; Chordata; Amphibia; Anura; Myobatrachidae. Gene Ontology annotation, biological process: protein refolding; response to heat. Gene Ontology annotation, molecular function: Hsp70 protein binding; ATP binding. The transcript is spliced from 9 exons. Bases 123 to 1355 code for a protein of 410 amino acids. The record is from RefSeq and is a predicted model, not a curated record. Gene Ontology annotation, cellular component: cytosol; cytoplasm.